Wyeomyia smithii (pitcher-plant mosquito) is the source of this 4559-nucleotide messenger RNA. RefSeq names its product tyrosine-protein kinase ABL1 (gene cdi). Bases 929 to 4258 code for a protein of 1109 amino acids. Gene Ontology annotation, cellular component: cytoplasm; nucleus. Lineage: Eukaryota; Metazoa; Arthropoda; Insecta; Diptera; Culicidae. Gene Ontology annotation, molecular function: ATP binding; protein serine/threonine kinase activity. Gene Ontology annotation, biological process: protein phosphorylation; actin cytoskeleton organization. The transcript has 9 exons. The record is from RefSeq and is a predicted model, not a curated record.
GCGAGAAAGCCCUCCGCUACACGGCAAUGCCAAAGUCGGUGCGCUGCAGUGCGGACGCGUUUUUUAUUUCUCUUCUUGUUUCUCUGCUCGAAUCGAACCGUGGUCGGCCGCGGUAUUGUAUUAUUUUGACUGUGAGUGGUGAAGAACGAUGAAACGCACCUCGUCGGCCCUGUGCGAGUGCUGCUGUAGAAACUGAAUUCAAUAUUGGCGAAAUUUUGCUGUGCUUAUCUGGGCCGAAAGAUUAGCUAGUGGUUUGUGAAUGCAUCCAGAACGAGUGAUAACAGACGGAAGCAAUGAGUGAGACGAGGCCGCAAGUUGAAAGAAUGUGAAAUCGCUUCCAUGAUAAGAAUAAAUACCUUUCGUGCUGGGCUGGAACAGUUCCAUUUCUUAUAUUUCGACCGGAUAAUGGCGAUAGUGGGAAGUUGUUGAAAAUCGUAUCGUUCUGUUGAGAGAUUGUGCAAAAAGUUGUGUGUGAGCACCGAAAACGGAAAUAUAAUUGCAAUUUUUCUCCUUCGAAAAUAGCAUCUUAAAAAGAGUACGCAGUGAGAAAAAAGAUGUGAUGUGCAGACAUGGAUGUUUUUUUUUAUUUUCUUUUGCAAAAAUGGAAGUGUCAUCCGCUGGAAUGGAUAACGUUUUUAAAGCAGCAGCUGUAGUGGAUUACAUGAUUGAUCUUUGGGAAUAACAGUGGCAGUGGUUCAGAAAAGUGCGUUAGGUCACAUUGGCUAGUGGUGAAGAAAAUCGUUCGGGAAGGAAUUGCAGUCCAGCUUGGUGAGCCGAACUGACAAACGAUCCUCCAGCCCCGGGGAGUAUGGGGUCCGGACGAUAGUGUGUGCGAUGAGUGAUUGUUGUUUCGGUGGCAGAUCCUCGUCAUUUGCAGUUCGGCAAGUUUUGAUUUCGGCAGUGAUUGUGAUUGUGAGCUGAUAGCACGAUGAACGUAGGACAACAUAGCGGUCCCGGACCGCCACUAAACCGGAGCGGUUGCUCGGAUCGCUCGGUUACUGGACCCUCCUGUCGGGCGCUGCGUACCGCAGUGUCCGCCCUGUACUGCUUGGAUGACUUCAUUCGGGAGAAGAUCGGUUCGGGCUUUUUCUCCGAAGUUUACAAGGUGACGCAUCGUACGACCGGUGACGUAAUGGUGCUAAAAAUGAACCAAUUGCGAGCAAAUAGGCCCAACAUGCUGCGGGAGGUUCAACUGCUGAAUAAACUUUCGCAUCCUAACAUACUAAGAUUUAUGGGCGUCUGUGUGCAGGAAGGUCAGCUGCACGCCCUCACCGAGUACAUCGAGGAUGGUUCGCUGGAGCAGCUAAUCGCGAACAGUGCCGUAUAUCUGUCACCGCUGCUGAAGAUACGGCUCGCGCUCGGAAUCGCCAGAGGAAUGCAGUACGUGCACGACGUCGGUAUCUUCCAUCGGGAUCUGACGAGCAAGAACGUGCUGGUGAAGCGGACGGCGGACGGAAUGUUCGAUGCGGUGGUCGGAGAUUUUGGACUGGCAGCCAAUAUCCCGCGGAAAUGUGGCAAACCACGACUGGACACAGUAGGCUCGCCCUACUGGAUGAGCCCCGAAUGUCUGAAAGGGCAAUGGUACGACCAAACCAGUGAUGUGUUUUCCUACGGUAUCAUCCUCUGCGAGCUGAUAGCUCGGAUUGAGGCUGAUCCUGACAUAAUGCCAAGGACUGAUUCGUUCGGGCUGGACUAUAUUGUGUUCGCAGAUCUUGCUCCGAAUGACACGCCUCCGGCGUUUCUAAGACUGGCUUUUUUUUGUUGUACCUAUGAUCCAAAGAGUCGCCCCACAUUCACCGAAUGCAUCAAAAAGUGCACGCUGCUGUCGGACGUAUGUGAGGAUAGUUACAGUCACCAGCAACAGCAGCAGCUUCAACGACAUAGUAUAAGCAAUGGCAAUAAUACAAAUACCGUCCCACCUUCGCUUUCGCCAAGCGUCACAGCAAACGGUUGCAACCCAUCGUCACCAGUGACACCGCCAGCAUCUUCCUCGUCUGUACAUAAUAGCAUUAGCACUCACAAUACAUCAGCUAUCGUCAACGGCAAACCAGCCGCCGGUAAGCGAAACUCGAUAGACGUGGCAAACCUCAGCCCCACCAAUGAAUCGGCUCCCGCCGACAAGGAAGUUCUCAGCCGAGAGAACAGUCUGAACGGCGACCGGGACUCGGACAAUCCAAUGCAACAUCGAAGAUCUCUAUCGGAGAACGUAAUUGUCUUCCCGCCGCAUACCACACCCAGUGACAAGGCACGCUACCACAUGUACCAGCGGACGGCCGCUAGUAGCAAGCUGGCCGAAUCAGUUAUUCCCGAAUCGCCUACCUAUUCCAACCAGACACUCCGGAAGGUUGCGGAAACGAUGCUACUGAAGGAUCCCCAGUACAAACCACGAUCGAAAACCGACCAGGGAGGCGCUCCGAAGGCGAAUCCUUUCGCAGCCCUGUCGCAGCUUAAGGGAGUCAAAAAGAUUCUCGGCCCAAAUCCGGCGGUCACCACGUACAGCUCAGGGGAUUUAUUCAGUUCCUGUUUCGAAAUGUCUGCUCCGUUGCUACGCGAAUGGAAUAUAGUACAAAGCCGAACGGCCAAAAGUCGGGACGUGGUGGGCAGUGGCGGCAGCAGCUCCGAAGGCCAACCAAAAAGUUUGCCCAGUUCUCCGACUUCCCCGCGAAAGGAGUACUGUGACGACGAUGAGGACACUAGUGCCGCCAAGUUUAAGUCCAAAGCCAAACCCAUGGAUUCAUCGGAAAUCAACUCGACAGACGAAAACUUCAACCAGGCCGGUUAUAGUUUUGCGCGUAAAGUUUCGCUUGGUGGUUCGGGCAUUAAAAAGUAUCGCGCCAAUUUCACCGAACUCUCUAGUCAUCCGCUGUACAAAAGUGGGGCAAUCGAGACUGAAUCAGGGGACAGCUGCAAUGGGGAAGGGGCCAGCCAAACUGUAGCGACUGCAAGCGUAGCGAACUCCACUGCCAACACUGACAGCGGAACUGAAGAGGGUGGAAACGAUACCGUCCCUGUGGCGACGGUUAGUGGGAACACAGUGGGUGGGAUCAAAAAGUCCUCGUCGACCGUGAUGGGAGACGGGAUUCUAGAAACGCCAAGAAUACUUACCAGAAGAGGGUCCACCGAAAGUGGGUUCUUUUCCUGUCUGAAUGAAGACUUUAGCACGUACAAAUCGCCACAGUGCAGCUGCUUGGAAAAGGCUAAUUUUGAAUCUUCGGAGCGGCUCCCCGUUUGCCGAUGCGCUUACGGUGGAGGUGUCAAUAAUUUAGCCGCGAGAUUAGAGGAUCUCGAACUGUCCUCCAAUCAAACGCUAAACGACAGCUCCAGUGUGCUGCUGUACGAUGACUCAUCUACGAAUGUGAGCUCCCUGAGAAGCAUGGACGAUCUCGAGCUGUCGGAUUCGAUCAGAAAGAAAUUUCACUAUCGGCAUCACGUACUCAGUAACGUGGAUAUUGACGCAAGGUCCAUCGACAUGGGCUUGAUCAACAGGCUAGCGCUGGACUCGGAGAUCAACAGCAUGAUUCAGAAAAAUCAAUUCGCAAACCAGCUGCUCUAUUGCAAGAACCGAUCAUCAUCCAUUUUUACCGAUAGCUCAGACGAUAUUAGUUCGCUAGCUGGUUCAGAUUCAUUGCUAUGGGACGACCGCUCCUUCACAACGAUUCCGAAUACACGAUCCGCGCAGAUCGCUAAGAUAGUCGAAUAUUUCGAGCGAAAAGGUCAAACAUUCAAACCAUUCACCGUACCUGAUUCGGCCUUCGGUUUAUCCUCGGGACAUUCCGGUUCGUCGGCUUCGUCAACGUCAUCUUCGGCAUCCGGGGUGCACCAUCCAUACCAGUACCAUCAUCAUCCUCAUUUGCACCGAAGUCCCGGUGUAGGAAAUGGGAUCAGUGAUCCUGCGGGAACAACAGCGGCAACCCGUCGAACGUCCAACGGCUUCUGCAAGUUUUCCACGGCUGCUGAAUUGCGCCAACGAACGAACGAGUAUGAGGCCUUCUGUUUGGAUCUGGAACGAACGCAAACAUCGGCAGCGUCUUCCAGUGCUAUCCAGCAGCAGCAGUACUAUCAGCAUGCCCCGCCAACCGUCACCCAUCAUCGUUUGAACAACAUAUGCGAAGGCAACGUACGCUCGAAGCUGCAGCUUUUUGACAAAAUGAAACAGCAGAAUGGUGGCCCCGGGGGAGCUCCAGCUUCGUCGGCCUCGAGCUCGGGAAGCUCGAACAGCAUUAAUGGGGGCGUAACGACGCCGGCUACUUCCGGUUAAGUUGAAGCAGAAAGAAAUCGGGCAUCUCAAAUUGGUGCAACGUAGGGGAGGAAAGAUUGUUUAUAGACCCAGUGGAAAUCAUUUCUCGGUAUGAUUUUUUUUGUGUGUCCCUAACGUUAGCAAAAAAAGCAUAUUCUUCGGAUUUCAGGACAUAGGAAACCGAUUGGUUUUUAAAUUUAAAUUAGAUACCUUCUCGUCAUUCUACAAUUAUUUUCCACAGCAAGCUCCCGCUGAAGUUACAAGAAUAAUUGUGUAAUUUAAAAAUUUCCAAAUAAUAAAUUGCCGGAAUGAUUUUCAGAAA